AUGCUUGAUGCAGUAGUAAAGCUCAACACCAGACAAGUCCUUGCACAAUACUUGAUCUACUCGAAGACAAGGUUCAUUGGUGAACUCGUUUUUAUCUUAAACGGCAAAGAAGAAGAUGAUGGCUAUUUUCUCAUAGCGGAGGCAAGAAUAAAUGAAUUACACGUCCACAUCCACCAUACUGAACAUGUUCUAAGAGGUCGACCUUUACGGAACACUGCUCUUGUUGGAACACUGCUCUUGUUGUUGCAAGAUUUGAAGUUCCAAGACACUUGCAUUUUUCUCUUGGCUUUCACCGUUUUUGGGCUCCUAGACAAUUAUUCAAAGCGUCAUCACAAUUCGGGUACCGCUUCUCAUUUAUUCGGAUCCUCUUCUGGUGAAGUUCCCAUUUCUAGCCUCUUCGUCUCCUAUUCUUCUGGCUCGGGUCCUUCUCCAAGCAUGUUCGGAUUCUCGUCUUCUGAUCCAGCCUUAUUGGGAUCAGCGUCCUCCGGCUUUGCUUCUUCAUCUUCUUUUGGUGUCUCCCCACCUCCAGCUUCGUUUCCAGUGAGCUCGUUCGGGUCAACCUCCUCCUACUCUUUUACUACACAUGCCUCCCCUCUGUUUGGCUCAGCUUCCUCUUCAAGUCAUGUCGGGGUGACCUUGCCCACCUCUUCUCAUCCAUCUCCUUUCGAAUCUACAGCUCCCAUCCGUUCGAACUUGUUCGGGUCACCUUCCUCUGCCUCCGCUCCUUCAUUUUCUUACGGAAUGUUUAGCUCUAGAGCUCCGGCCAAUUCAUGCUCAUUUGGGUCAGGUUCGACUUUCGUAUCCGUUUCAUUCAAAUCAUCUUCAUCUGCUCCUAAUGCCUCUGCCACUACUGGAAUCUUUGGCUCCGCAUCGUGCCGGACCUCUUCUAGCGGCGCCACCACCACUACUGCAACUAUCAGUUCGUUAUCUCCAUCCAUAAAAAAUUUCACUCCUGCGACCUCAUCAGUAUCAGAAACACAAUCAACAGCUGCUCGGCCUUAUAUUGGUGAUGACGAGAUUGGGAGUGAGGCUGAGCAGGUGAGUGAAAGUGUUGAAAAGGUGCCAAUAGAUCAAAUGGCAAAGAUAGGCGAAGACCAGGAUGAAAAACAAGGCACUAUGGUUGGUAGGCAGGAUUGUGCUACCUCGUCUAUGGAUCCCAUCACUAGAAUUAUUGAGACAGCCAUUCCAGCCAAAGUGCAUGUUGCUACUGCAGAGGAAAUGGCUACUGAGGCAAAUAAACCAUCGGCCAAGGAAAUUGAUGACGAGCCUCCAGAGAAUUCAUCUACUGGGAAUUCAUCUACUGUAUCUGAAGUUUUUGAUGGAGAUAAAAUUGGUCAUCCAGCAUCUGGGAGUCCCGCAUCUAUUGAAUCCACUCCGUUUGCAGACUUCGAGGAUUUAGCUCUAGCUUUGCAGAAUUCUUCUUCGUCCCAGUAUGCUCCUAUCUUUAACCAAAUAUUAGGCAGAUAUGGUGACAUCAGUAACGAGAGCAAACUCAAGAGUGUGGAGGCUAAGGCAGCUUUCUUUCAGCUGUUGGCUAAAGUUGUUGAAUGGUUGAGCAACCAUACUGUAGAGAGCCUUGAUUCUGGUGAAUUGCAACGCAUGCAGGAGUGGAUAGAUGAUGCAGAAGCUGUUGGGUUUAAGGUAAAAUGGUUGCAGCAGAGGUUUAAAAAUAUAGUUACAGUUUCUAGAUACCAAGAACGUCUGAUGCAGUUAAAUGAGAUAGGUGAACAGAUCAGUGCUACAAAGAUAGCUCUGACAGAGAUGGAGAUUCGACAAAUCACUUUAAAGGAGGAGGUUGAUACCAUGACGGUUGAACUUGAUGGUGAUAACUUUGAUGAAUCCAAUCUAUGUGAAGGGCUCUUCUAA
This is a messenger RNA of Fraxinus pennsylvanica, 1866 nucleotides long. NCBI's taxonomy places the organism in Eukaryota, Viridiplantae, Streptophyta, Magnoliopsida, Lamiales, Oleaceae. The record is from the annotation of a GenBank genome assembly.